Molecule: messenger RNA, 2725 nt
Organism: Phalacrocorax carbo (great cormorant)
Lineage: Eukaryota; Metazoa; Chordata; Aves; Suliformes; Phalacrocoracidae
Source: RefSeq, a predicted model, not a curated record
GCCCCGCCCCUCCCCUCCGCCGCCGCCGCCGCCGCCGCCCUGGGAAGAUGGCGGACGGCGGGGCAGCUGCCGCGCAGCAGGAAGACGAAGCGUCCGCGGCGGCCGGCGGUGGCCGGAGGGAUCGGCAGGCCCGGAGCGGCGGCCACCCGCCCAGCGCCCGGGAUUUGCAGUUGGCCUUGGCAGAGUUAUACGAAGAUGAAGCUAAAAGGCAGUCAUUGUGUCCUGACAAACCAACAACUACAAAGAUCAGUAACACAAAAAUAACACAGAGUCUUAAAAUUGAUUCUCUUAGAAGGUUGAGAAAACCAGAGAGAAGCAUGAGCGAUGACAAAGAAAACCAAAGAUUUUAUUCAGGUGACUCGGAAUAUAGAGGAUUACAGAUUUCUGGGGCUUCUAAUAAUCCAAGUAAAAUUGUUGCUGAACUCUUCAAAGAAGCAAAAGAACAUGGGGCUGUCCCAUUAGAUGAAGCCUCAAGAGCAUCUGGUGAUUUCAGUAAAGCUAAGUCGUUUUCUGGUGGUGGAUAUAGGUUGGGUGACUCAUCACAAAAGCACUCUGAAUACAUAUAUGGAGAAAAUCAAGAUGUUCAAAUUUUGCUGAAACUUUGGAGAAAUGGUUUCAGUUUAGAUGAUGGAGAGUUGAGAUCCUAUUCAGACCCAACAAAUGCUCAGUUUCUUGAGUCUGUUAAAAGAGGGGAAAUUCCUGUGGAACUGCAGCGACUUGUUCAUGGUGGCCAGGUUAACUUGGAUAUGGAAGACCACCAAGAACAGGAAUAUGUAAAGCCUAGACUGAGGUUCAAAGCUUUCAGUGGAGAAGGGCAAAAACUUGGAAGCCUUACGCCUGAAAUAGUCAGCACACCUUCUUCCCCAGAGGAGGAGGAAAAAUCUAUUCUUAAUGCACCUGUUCUGAUUGAUGACUCCAUGCCAGCAACUAAAAUACAAGUUAGGUUAGCAGAUGGAAGCCGAUUAAUACAAAGAUUUAAUCAAACUCACAGAGAUUUAUGUCAAAAUGGAACCAUACGUAGUUUUCAUGUCCAUAUCCUUUCCACAGGAUUAAGGAUAUUCGAGAUUUCAUUAUCCAGUCCCGUCCAGCAUUUGCAACAACUGAUUUUGUUCUUGUGACUACCUUUCCAAAUAAAGAACUAACAGAUGAAAGCCUGACACUACAAGAAGCAGAUAUUCUUAACACUGUGAUUCUUCAGCAAUUAAAGUAACCUUACAGUUGUUGGUACGAUAUAGGGAGCGUGCUGUAUCGUCAUACAAUAUGUUUCCAACAGGUGAAAAAAAGGAAGGAUCAGUGUCUUUAUUCCCCCACUUUCACAGAUAAGAUUUUUGGAUUUCAUGUCUUCCAGCUAUAGCAUACCUAACCUUUUUAUUUUAAUUUCUCAACACUGUUCAACCUUUUUUCAGUGUUAAAAUCAAGCUUCCCUGUGUUAGUAUGUUUCAAACCACAUCUUGUACUAAAUGUGAAAUGAGAUAUGACUUUAUGACUCUUCGUUAUUUUGAGGGGGGUGGAGGGAGAAGCAUUUUUCUGAAGGGGACAGUAUCUUUCAUACAGUUGGUAAGAUUUGCACUAUGGAAAUGUUUUAUGCUGCAUUGAGAAACAGCCAUUUGGAAACUUAGCCUGUAGGUUAUGUUUACCUUCCAAGCUGUAUUAGUAUUAAGGUGUUCUGUUUAAUAGGUCAACAGAUAAUUAAUGCCCUAAUAUAAUUUUUUGUAUAUUCUGUUUGUAGUGUUUCAUGGUGCAGUAUAAUUUAUAUUCUAGUUUUUAUGUAAUUUCCCCUGUAUUGUUGCUCAUAUGAGUGAAUCAGUUCAGGAGAUGCAAACCUCAGCUAUUGAAGACUGUAAUAGAUUGUUCUCAUUUGUAUUCUAGUUGUUCUACUUGUGGUGAAACUAAGUAUGAAUUUUUUUCUUCUUGGAGUUAGAGAAAUAGGAGAGACCACUGCCAUCUGGAGAAACGCUGCGGUUUAGAUUUCAUGAGGGUAGGCCUGUGGUGACUUUGAACCUGAAUAUGCAGUUGAACCCUGUGCAGCUACAUGUUGCUUCACCUGAACAGUUACUUCAAUAACCCCAAACAAAAAACACCGAGGUGCACAAACACAGCACCUGUUUAUGCUGUCACUUGCAUGCACAAAAGCAGACAUUUUAAUUGGUCAUGUAUUUUUGACUUGAAUUUCAGGUCUUUAUAUUUAGAAUUUUGGCCAAAGGCAUUUUGUAAUUUUCAGUGGGGUUUUGGUUGUGCAGCUUUCACUGUACUUUUUUGGAAGCUGUAUAAUUAAAGCCCUUGAUCUUUGAAAUGAUAUAUUUUUUUCAAAUAACUUGGCCCUACUCUGCAGUAUGCAGGUAGGAAUCUUACGUUGUGGGCAAACUGGCUGCUGUGCUGUAGUAGUAUGCAGUUUUAUAGUAUUUGUGGCUUUAUAUCAGAUGAGUGGAUCACUCUCUGAAGGAGGGUAAAUGGGCUGUAUCUCUUGUACUGAUAUGUGUUAAACAUGCUGUUUUCACUGAUUAUUUUAUUCUGAAGAUAUCAAUAUUUAUUUAUGCUAAGCUUAUAAUUGCUCAGUAUAUUUGAUAAAUCUUAACAUUUUUACCUCGAAGUACAUAUUUGAGUAAAUUUUGAAUGUGCCAUUGUAUUUGGAGUAUUUUGUAUCGUAAUCUGACUAUCUGCAUGAUUUUAAUCAUAAUUCAUUUCAUGUGCUAAAUAAUUAAAGUUUUGAGCUAAAAAGACCAUA